GUAUCUGAGGAGGCGAUGCGCGGGCACGUCGGCAGACGUCCCCAGCUCGCUGAUUGGGCGGGACGCGGUCGAGUGGGCGGUGUCGGCGGGAGCGCGCAGGGCAGGAGAGUAAGGAGCGCGUCUCCGCCUCCGUCUCUCUUUCCUGCCCAAUGUCCCAGCGAGUCAGUCGAGCCACGUGCAUGCGAUAGCCGCUCCGCUCCCAGUCUACAAACGUCCCGUUCAUUGUGUGCGGCAGAAACACACGACAACACCAUGGUGAAGUUGGCAAAGGCAGCAGCAACCAAGCAAGGAGCUCAGAAGAAAAAGGCCCCUCCACCCCCCAAAGAUGUGGAGGAUGAGUCAAGUGAGGAGGAGAGCAGUGAAGAGGAGACUGCUCCAGCUAAAGUGGUGAAGAAAGCCACACCAGCUAAAGCCACCCCAGCGAAAAAUGGCACUACUGCCAAAAAAGCAGAAAGUGAAGAUGAUGAUGACUCUGAGGAGUCUGAAGAGGAGGCCCCCCCACCAAAGAAGACCCCUGCUAAAGCAACACCGGCUAAAGCCAAGGCAGCCCCUGCAAAGGCUGAGGAGUCUGAUGAGGAUGACGAUGAGUCAGAAGAAGAGGCCCCACCACCAAAAAAGGCAGGAAAGGCUGCAGCUAAACCUGCUGCCAAGGCCCCAGUGAAGGCAGAAGAGUCCGAUGAGGAUGAUGAUGAGGAGGAGUCUGAAGAAGAGGCCCCACCUCCCAAGAAGGCUACUCCAGCAAAAGCAGCUGCCAAACCCGCUGCAAAGGCCGCUAAGGAGGCAUCUGAUGACGAUGAUGAGGAAGAUGACUCUGAGGAGGAGAUGGACACUGCUCCUGCUCCACCUGCUAAAGCAAAGAAGGCAGGCAUGGUCAAGGCCAAGGAGGAGUCUGAGGAAGAGGAUGAUGAGGAAGAAGAUGACGAGGAAGAUGAUGAUGAUGAGGAUACCCCAGUGUCGUCUGGAAAGAGGAAGGCAGAUAGCAAAAAGGACACACCCCCUGCUAAAAAAGCUAAGGCAGAAGGAGAAGGAUUCUGUCUGUUUAUCGGAAACUUAAACUCCAACAAAGAUUUUGACGAGAUCAAAGCAUCCCUGAGGAAGUUCUUCGAAAAGAACGAACUUGAUGUUGCUGAUGUGCGGUUAGGUGGAUCCAAGAAAUUUGGCUAUGUGGACUUUUCUACUGAAGAGGACAUGCAGAAGGCACUGGAGCUCAAUGGCAAGAAGGUCAUGGGUCAGGAGCUGAAGUUGGACAGGGCCCGCAGCAAAGAGAACUCACAGGAAGGCAAGAAAGAGAGAGACGCACGGACACUGUUUGUGAAGAACCUUCCCUUCACUGCAACGGCUGAUGACCUGAAGGAAGUUUUUGAAGAUGCAGUUGAUGUCAGGUUACCUCCCGGCCAGAACGGUUCAAAUAGAGGCAUUGCCUACAUCGAGUUCAAAUCUGAGGCUGAAGCAGAGAAGAUGCUGGAGGAGGCCCAGGGAGCUGACGUACAGGGGAGAUCUAUCAUCGUUGAUUUUGUUGGAGACAAGAGUCAGAAAGGAGCCAAGGCGCCAGUAACAGGAGCCUCCAGUAAAACACUGGUCGUGAAUAAUCUUGCCUUCAGUGCCACAGAGGAAGUCUUACAAGCAUCAUUUGAGAAAGCUGUGUCCAUAAGGAUUCCACAGAAAGAUGGCAGACCCAAAGGUUUUGCCUUUGUAGAGUUUGAAACCGCAGAAGAAGCUAAGGAAGCAUUGGAAACCCUCAACAACUCAGAAAUUGAAGGCCGGACGAUCAGACUGGAGUUCAGCCAAAACAGUGGUGGCAGAGAUGGAGGAAGAGGAAACACUGGUCCAACAAAAACCCUCUUCGUCAAGGGUCUCUCUGAGGACACGAACGAUCACACCCUUAAAGAUUCGUUUGACGGCGCUGUCGCAGCCAGGAUAGUCACAGACAGAGACACUGGAUCAUCUAAAGGCUUUGGCUUUGUUGACUUCGAUAACGAGGACGACUGCAAGGCUGCCAAGGAGGCAAUGGAUAACGGUGAGAUCGAUGGCAGCAGGGUGACCCUGGACUAUGCCAGGCCCAAGGGUGAAGGCGGCUUCCGUGGAGGCCGAGGUGGCGGUGGAUUUGGCGGAGGUUUCGGAGGCGGAUUUGGCGGCCGCGGUGGUGGCGGCAGAGGAGGUCGUGGUGGCGGCGGAUUUGGCGGCCGCGGUGGUGGCGGCAGAGGAGGCCGUGGCGGAUUCGGAAGCCGUGAUGGUGGUGGCCGCGGUGGUGGCGGCAGAGGAGGCCGUGGCGGAUUUGGAGGUGGAAGAGGCGGCGGCGGAUUCGGAGCCAAACCCCAGGGGAAGAAAAUCAAGUUUGAUGACUAAGUCAUUAGUCUAUUUUACUUUUUGAAUGGACUCUGGUUUCAUCAGUUUUCAGAGCUUUUGGACAUUCCACAAAGCGUCAUUGAUAAAUAUUUAACUGUUUAUGGGCAUUUUAGCCCUUUAUUUAGAUCCUGCAACUUUCCCCAUCCUUGUGUGCCAGAAUGGUACUUUUGACCUUUUCAACUCGAGUAGUACGUGCGAGUACUGAAUGUCCCAAAUGCAAACUGCACCUCUCGCCCUUAUUAGCUUACUUUACCGAAGGAGUAAAACGGAAUGGGUCUGGCAAACAAGUUUGCUGUGAAAAAAUAUGAGUCUUCGUCAGAUACAUUGUGUAAAUUUAAACAGUUUGUAUGAUUUCAUUUUACCUUUUGUAAAAAAAUACACUUGUAUCCAUAUGUUUUUGUUUUUAUUUUGUUUUGUCUUUUAGUUUGCGUUAGGUGCCACGUUUUACUGUAUUGUGCAAAGCAUAUUUUGAUAGACUGGAGAGUUGGAUAUUAAGAACAUGGCAAAGAUGUUCAUGUCAUGUUUGUUUGGUGGGGCACAGUCCGUGUCCGAGUCAGAGGUUGAAUGAACCGUAUCUAUGUAACAUAAAAUAUUUGUAGUGCAUUGACUAAUUUUUUCCCAUCAGAGAAUCUCAAGAUUUUCAUGUGAUUGAAUAAAACCUUGUAGGUGGUGAUUUUUAAA
Messenger RNA from Hippoglossus stenolepis (Pacific halibut), 3027 nucleotides. It is a transcript of the gene nucleolin, whose product is annotated as nucleolin. The transcript is spliced from 16 exons. NCBI's taxonomy places the organism in Eukaryota, Metazoa, Chordata, Actinopteri, Pleuronectiformes, Pleuronectidae. The record is from RefSeq and is a predicted model, not a curated record. Gene Ontology annotation, molecular function: mRNA binding. Gene Ontology annotation, cellular component: ribonucleoprotein complex; cytoplasm; nucleus. The coding region runs from base 16 to 2346 and encodes 776 amino acids.